AGGUUCUAGAAACCCACACGCACCACUAUGGGCCCUCUCCAUUAGGGCUCGGUCGAUGACACAUGCAAUCCGUGUGAAUUAGUCUUCUAAAACUAUAGCUUGUUGCAUACAACAAACAAUUGCAGUGCACUACCUCGGCCUUCGAUGGAGAGGCCACAUGUCGCCAUAUUCCCCUUCAGCGCGGCGAUGGGCCAUUUCCUACCAUUAGCUGAGUUUGUAAAGCGUCUCUGCAACUUCCAUGCCUUCUCAAUCACCCUCAUCAUCACCAAAUGGAUGUGGACAUCUCAGCAACCCGCAGUGCUUGAACGAUUGGCCUCCUCUGCUCUCGACAUACGCUUUGCAGAGAUUCCCCACAUCACUCUGGAUGAAGAUGAGCGAGACAUGAAAUUUGGAGCACGCAUUUCCAAGUUUAUGCUGAAAGCAAUGCCGCACAUUGAAGAUGUUCUGCAAUCGUUGCGUUCAUCAUCGCCCAUAUCUGCUUUUAUUAUAGACCCCUUCUGCACGGAACUGCUGGCCGUUACCGCCAAGCUGAAGAUCCCAACUUAUUUAUUCGUUCCGGCCUCUGCUGCUCUGGUUUGCUUCAUGUUAAAUCUUCCGAAGUUCGUUUCGGAGAUGAAGGUCUCAUUUAAAGACGUGGAUUUUGAAGUGGAGGUACCUGGGUUUCCGCCGAUUCCUCCGAGGGAUCUGCCCAGUUCCCUUCAGGACAGGUCAGAUUCAGAGUUUGAAUGGUUUGUAAACCAUGCCUCCCGCUUCAAGGAAGCUUCGGGGAUUCUCAUUAACACUUUUGCUGAGUUUGAGGAGGAAGCCAUUAAAGCCCUCAGCACCCCUGCAACGCCUGCGAUCUAUCCAAUAGGUCCCUUGUUGCUCACAGAAUCUGAUACCCCUGACCAGUCCAGCUGCCUCAAUUGGUUGGAUGAGCAGCCUCCUUCGUCCGUUCUGUUUGUGUCCUUUGGAAGCUUCGGCGUUAUAUCAAGGGAGCAAAUUACAGAUCUGGCAAUUGGACUUGAAGCCAGUGGCCACCGGUUCCUGUGGGUGGUGCGUGGGUACAAAUCUGGGGACUCUUCUACUCUUGAAACUGACAUUUCCGAGCUUUUACCAGAGGGUUUUGAGAAUCGAACCAGGGACCGUGGGCUGGUGCUUCUCAAUUGGGCUCCUCAAGUUCCUGUUCUUUCUCAUCCCUCUACCGGAGGAUUCCUUUCUCAUUGUGGGUGGAAUUCUACUUUGGAGAGCGCCUGUAAUGGAGUCCCAAUGAUCACUUGGCCUCUUGGUGCCGAACAGGGGAUGAACAAGGCCAUACUAGUGAAGCAGAUUCAGGUAGCCGUAGAUUUGAAAAUGGACGACAAGAGAUUUGUGAAGAGAGAAGAAGUGGAGAGAGCGGUGAGGGAAUUGAUGGAAGGAGAAGAGGGAAGAAAGGCGAGGAAGAAAAUGAAAGAAUUGAAGGGCAAGGCCAAGAUUGCUAUGAUGGAAGGAGGGAGCACAAUCAAGGCCACUGCUGAAGCAGCCGCAGAUCUUUCAGCCUCAACUUUAAAUGUUAAUUAAUGAUAUAUUUUAAUUGCUUAAUCACUACAAUUUGGGGAACAUUGAGAUAUGGUGUCACUAUCUAUAGUUUAGAUAGUAUUCCUUAAAACUCCACUACCAAAUCAAUGGUCAUGAUGUAUUUUGUUUCA
Molecule: messenger RNA, 1667 nt
Organism: Cryptomeria japonica (Japanese cedar)
Lineage: Eukaryota; Viridiplantae; Streptophyta; Pinopsida; Cupressales; Cupressaceae
Product: UDP-glycosyltransferase 72B1-like
Exons: 1
Coding region: 145-1539 (464 amino acids)
Molecular function (GO): UDP-glycosyltransferase activity
Source: RefSeq, a predicted model, not a curated record